Guyanagaster necrorhizus is the source of this 408-nucleotide messenger RNA. RefSeq lists its product as uncharacterized. The record is from RefSeq and is a predicted model, not a curated record. Bases 1 to 408 code for a protein of 135 amino acids. The transcript is spliced from 2 exons. NCBI's taxonomy places the organism in Eukaryota, Fungi, Basidiomycota, Agaricomycetes, Agaricales, Physalacriaceae.
AUGCUCCCGCGCUUCAACUGUUCAUCGACAGACGAAGAUCCCGUUUCCCCGUUUCCCGAGUGCUCUGUAUGGCAUUGCCCUUGCCAUGGUGGCCAUUUAUAUGAAGGCCAACAAUCUACCCAUAAGUCUCCAGCCGUAUCGCACUGCCUUUCGAGCGGGUCUCCUCGCAACUUUUCCCUAUCCGCGUUCGACAUGAAAGCGAUCGUUCUGACUGGUGUCAUCAUGCCCCCAGUACCAACACAAUUUCCUGCAGCUCUCUCAAGUGCGCGAGAGUAUCUCUCUCUUCUUGCGGAGUCCUGUCCUGAUGCUAUCCAGUCCAAGUACCAGAGCGCGCACCUAGAUAUAAACCCAGACGACCAAUACUGCAACAACCACGGAAGCACCCAGGAGAAGAUGGAUGCUACCUGA